AUGAAAAGGCCAGAGGCAUACAGGAAGCCGUCCGUGAUCGAUGGCUACGAGAGAAAUGUAAAGCUCAGUAUUCAAUUGUGCCACUGGAUUUUAAAACCGUUGGGGGUCUGGCCAAGAUCGACCAACCUAACCGUAGCACAGAUAUGGUUAUACCAGUUGAUAAACGUAUUGUGCUAUGCAUUCAUCAGUUUUUUGUUAGUACCGUGCAGUUUGUACGUGAUCCUGGAAGUUGAGGACGUUUACAACCAGAUCAAAUUUUUCGGGCCAUCGAGUUUCUGCAUGAUGGCGAUCAUGAAGUAUUAUUUAAUGAUUCUUCACGAGAACGACAUACGCGAUUGUAUCCAACGCAUCGAAUUGGACUGGAAGAACAUCAGUCACGAUGAUGAUAAGAAAAUCAUGGUAGAGAAGGCGAAAUUUGGAAGACAACUUAUAGCUCUUUGCACCUUCUUUAUGUACAGCGGUUUCGCGUUCUAUUAUAUCGUCUUACCGAUCAGUGUUGGUAAAAUACAAGCUGCGGAUGCAAAUCUGACCUUCAUGCCUCUGGUAUUUCCAUUUUCGAAGCUGAUAAUAGAUACGAGAUACAGUCCGACGAACGAGAUCGUCUUCUUUCUUCAGUUGAUAGGCGGUGCUGUGAUGCACGGCGUCACGUCAGCCGCUUGCGGGUUAGCUGCCAUGCUUGCUGUUCACGCUUGCGGACAGAUGGAGGUUUUGAUGAACUGGCUGAAACAUUUGGUCGACGGUAGAUCAGAUAUGGGUGACACUGUGGACGCCAGGAUUGCCAGCGUCGUGAGUCAACAUGUUCGAAUUCUGAAAUUCCUAGAGCUGACAGAGAAAAUACUUCGGCACAUAUCCCUGGUGGAGUUCCUGGGUUGUACAUUAAAUUUAUGUCUGCUUAGUUAUUACGUUCUUAUGGAAUGGGGUACGAACGAUAUCAUGAGCUCUGCGACGUACGCUGUUCUUCUUAUGUCUCUUACCUUCAAUAUAUUCAUAUUUUGUUACAUAGGAGAGCUUGUUGCUGAGGAGUGUAGAAAAAUUGGUGAGAUGUCGUACAUGAUCGACUGGUAUCGAUUACCAGGGAAGAGGAAACUCAGCGUCAUUCUGAUGAUUGAAAUGUCAAAUUCGUCGAUUAAAUUAACAGCAGGAAACAUCGUUAUAUUAUCUUACAGCAAGUUCGGUGAUGUUGUUAAAACUGCGGUCGCCUUUCUGAACGUGUUACGGACGGUAACUUGAACAUUCUUUAAAAUAACGAUAUGAAGAUUUGUUG
Molecule: messenger RNA, 1264 nt
Organism: Megachile rotundata (alfalfa leafcutting bee)
Lineage: Eukaryota; Metazoa; Arthropoda; Insecta; Hymenoptera; Megachilidae
Product: odorant receptor 82a-like
Biological process (GO): sensory perception of smell; detection of chemical stimulus involved in sensory perception of smell
Cellular component (GO): plasma membrane
Molecular function (GO): odorant binding; olfactory receptor activity
Source: RefSeq, a predicted model, not a curated record